CUCACUCCGCGUGAAACAAAGUGUAGUGUCCGCGAGAGCCCGUAGGAAGCGAAAAUAGAGAAACCGGAGAAAGGAGAGAAUGGGGCGGCUGAAUCCACAACAACAGGAGGAAUAAUAACACACGAAAGAGAGAAAUAAAGAAGACGGAAGAGGAGAAGACGGAGAAAAACUCACAGGAAAAAACUUUUCGGGGGGGAAACUGUUACAGACUCACAACGCGGCCACGUUUUAAAACAUGGAUACACUUUUCUCCGUAUUCCUGGGACUCCUGUUUGCGGCAGUUUGUAACGUCUCCGGACAGAUGCCGACAGGGAGCUGUACGUUUGAUGAAGGCUUCUCUCAGUGUGAUUACCAGCAAGAUCCCUAUGAUGACUUUGACUGGACGCACAUCAACACCCAGGAGGUGCCAUACGUCUCACCACCUGCCACAAGGUUCCUACAUGUAUGUGGACGUCUCUCAGAAUGACGUUGGGGAGAAGGCCAGGUUUCAGCUGCCUGUCAUGAAGGAGAAUGAUACUCAUUGUAUCGACUUCAACUAUCUCCUCACCAGCCCUGACGGCUCCAGUCCUGGCACACUCAACGUCCUGGUGAAGGUUAACAAGGGUCCCUUAGCCAACCCUAUAUGGAAUGUGACGUCCUACACUGGUAAGGACUGGCUGAAAGCAGAACUCGCCGUCUCCACCUUUUGGCCUAAUGAAUAUCAGGUCAUAUUUGAAGCAGAGGUUUCGGACAGCAAAGCCGGCUUCAUUGCCAUUGACGACAUUCAGGUGCUCAGCUACCCAUGCGAUAAAUCUCCUCAUUUUCUGCGUCUUGGGGACGUGGAGGUGAACGCCGGACAGAACGCCACGUUUCAGUGUAUCGCCACAGGACGAGACACAUCGAACAAUAAACUCUGGCUUCAGAGGAGAAAUGGAGAAGAUAUCCCCGUGGCUCUGACUAAGAACAUCAACCACAGACGCUUCGCCGCCUCCUUCCACCUCAAAGAGGUCACUAAUCAGGAUCAAGAUUUGUACCGCUGCGUCACCCAAUCAGAGCGCGGCUCAGGAGUGUCCAACUUUGCAGGUCUUAUUGUCAGAGAGCCUCCGCACCCCAUCGCCCCGCCCCAACUGCUAGGCGUCGGCCCCACAUAUCUGCUCAUUCAGCUAAAUGCUAACUCCAUAUUUGGAGAUGGACCUAUUAUACUCAAAGAGGUUGAGUACCGUAUGACAUCAGGCAGCUGGACGGAGACUCACGCAGUGAACUCUCCCAACUACAAGUUAUGGCAUCUCGACCCAGACACAGAGUACGAGAUCCGAGUGUUACUAACCAGACCAGGAGAGGGAGGCACAGGAAAACCUGGACCACCACUCAUUACCCGGACCAAAUGUGCAGAACCCAUGCGGACUCCUAAGAGGCUAAAGAUUGCUGAGACCAGGUCUCGUCUGAUAGCAGUGGACUGGGAGUCGUUGGGUUACAACAUCACUCGCUGUCACACCUUUAAUGUAACCAUCUGCUACCAUUACAUGACUGCCAACAACCGCAGCAAAGCUGACUGCUUGGACAUGGACCCUAAAGCACCACGCCACCUGGUGGGAAACCUGCCACCGUAUACCAAUGUCAGCCUGAAGAUGAUUCUGACCAAUCCAGAGGGGCGGAAAGAGAGUGACGAGACCAUCAUACAAACUGAUGAGGAUGUUCCAGGUGCAGUUCCCAGUCAGUCACUAAGAGCCACUCCAUUCGAAGACAGAAUUCUUCUUUAUUGGAAGGAACCGUCUGAACCCAAUGGAGUCAUCAUACAAUAUGAGAUCAGCUACAGCGGCUUGCGUUCAUUUGACCCUUCAGUGCCUCUCCAGCGGCCGGGACUCACAGUGUCUUUGCCCUCGAAUGCCACCCAUCACCUGUUUUCCCAGCUCCACCCUGGUGUUACGUAUCAACUCUCUAUACGUGCAUCCACCUCCAAAGGGUUCGGUCCUGCAACCACACUCAACGUGACCACUAAUAUUUCAGCCCCAACAAUAGAUGAGUACGAUGGGUCAGAGGCCUUUCUGAAUGAAACUGCAACAACCAUCACUGUUCUGCUCAAACCUGCCCAGGCCAAGGGAGCACCUAUAAGUGCAUACCAGAUUGUAGUUGAAGAAGUGAAUCCUCAGCGGACACGUCGUCAAGCUUCCUCGGACUGUUACGAGGUCCCAGUUUCCUACCACAGUGCAUCUAGUGGUGGAUCUCCAUAUUAUUAUGCUGCCCAGCUGUCCCCCAGCAACCUGCCAGAGCCGCUCCCCUUCACUGUUGGAGACAACAAGACAUAUCAGGGUUUCUGGAAUCCUCCGCUGGCCCCGAGAAAGAACUACAACAUCUACCUCCAAGCUGUUAGCAGCACGGAGAGGGAAACUAAGACACAGUGUCUGAGACUGGCUACUAAAGGUGCUACAGAGGAGCCAGAGGUCAUCCCUGACCCCGCUAAACAAACGGACCGAGUGGUGAAGAUCGCUGGGAUCAGUGCUGGUGUUCUCGUCUUUAUACUGCUGGUGCUUGUAGCCAUCCUAUUGGUCAAGAAGAGGAGGACCUACUAUUCAUACUCUUAUUACCUGAAACUGGCUAAAAAACGUAAAGAUGCCAUCGGAACGACACGGCAGGAAAUGACUCACAUGGUGAAUGCCAUGGAUCGCAGCUAUGCUGACCAGAGCACUCUGCACGGAGAAGAUCCCAUGGCUGUGACAUUCAUGGACUCUCACAACUACAACAACAGAUUGCCCAACGAUCCUCUGGUUCCAACUGCUGUGUUAGUUCCAAUCACAGACGAGAACCACAGUGCCUCUGCAGCGGAGAACAGCAGGCUGCUGGACGUUCCUCGCUAUCACUGUGAAGGAACCGAAUCUCCUUAUCAGACAGGACAGCUCCACCCUGCCAUCAGAGUGGCUGACCUCCUGCAGCACAUCAACCUAAUGAAAACAUCUGACAGCUACGGCUUUAAGGAGGAGUAUGAAAGCUUCUUCGAGGGCCAGUCGGCCUCCUGGGACGUGGCCAAGAAGGAGCAGAACCGUACCAAGAACCGCUAUGGGAACAUUAUAGCAUAUGACCAUUCAAGGGUUAUUCUGCAGCCCAUAGAAGACGACCCCUCCUCCGACUACAUCAACGCCAACUACAUCGAUAUUUGGCUGUACAGGGAUGGCUACCAGAGACCAAGUCACUACAUCGCUACUCAGGGUCCUGUUCAUGAGACAGUGUAUGACUUCUGGAGGAUGGUGUGGCAAGAACAGUCAGCCUGUAUCGUCAUGGUAACCAACCUGGUGGAGGUUGGAAGGGUUAAGUGCUACAAGUAUUGGCCAGAUGAUGCAGAGGUGUACGGAGACUUCAAGGUGACUUUUGUGGAAGUUGAACCUCUUGCUGAAUAUGUGGUUCGCACAUUUACACUGGAGAGGCGUGGUUUCAACGAGGUACGGGAAGUCAAGCAGUUCCACUUCACAGGCUGGCCUGAUCACGGAGUCCCAUAUCACGCCACGGGACUACUCUCCUUCAUCCGUAGAGUUAAAAUCUCCAAUCCACCCUCUGCUGGGCCAAUUGUGGUCCACUGCAGUGCCGGAGCAGGGCGCACAGGCUGUUUCAUAGUCAUUGACAUCAUGUUGGACAUGGCAGAGAGAGAGGGAGUGGUUGACAUCUACAACUGCGUGAAGGCUCUUCGCUCUAGGAGGAUCAACAUGGUACAGACUGAGGAGCAGUAUAUAUUCAUCCAUGAUGCCAUCCUAGAGGCUUGUCUAUGUGGAGAAACAGCCAUACCAGUCUGUGAGUUCAAAGCUGCUUUUUAUGAGCUGAUCCGCAUCGACUCGCAGACCAACUCGUCACAUCUGAAGGAUGAGUUCCAGACAUUAAAUUCGGUGACUCCUCAGCCUCAGCCUGAAGACUGCAGCAUCGCAUUGUUGCCUAGAAACCAAGAUAAGAACCGCUUUAUGGACGGCCUUCCUCCUGACAGAUGCCUUCCCUUCCUCAUUACAAUAGAUGGAGAAAGCAGCAAUUACAUCAACGCUGCUCUGAUGGAUAGCUACAGACAGCCGGCUGCGUUCAUCGUUACCCAGCAUCCUUUGCCUAACACAGUCAAAGACUUCUGGCGCCUGGUUUAUGACUAUGGAUGUACCAGUUUGGUGAUGCUGAAUGAGAUUGACCUGGCUCAGGGUUGCCCUCAGUACUGGCCAGAGGAGGGCAUGCUGCGUUACGGUCCGGUCCAGGUGGAAUGUAUGUCGUGCUCAAUGGACUGUGAUGUGAUCAGUAGACUCUUCAGAGUCUGCAACCUCACCAGGCCUCAGGAAGGCUACCUGAUGGUUCGCCAGUUCCAGUACCUGGGGUGGGCAGGUCACAGAGAAGUCCCUGCCUCCAAACGCUCCUUCCUCAAACUCAUCCUGCAGAUCGACCAGUGGCAGCGUGAGGGAGAGGAAGGGGAGGGAAGAACCAUUGUGCACUGCCUAAAUGGAGGCGGACGUAGUGGAGUUUUAUGUGCCAGCAGCAUUGUGUGUGAGAUGGUCAAGAGACAGAGUGUGGUCGACGUCUUCCACGCUGUGAAGACUUUGAGGAACAGCAAACCCAACAUGGUGGAUACUCCGGAACAGUACCGCUUUUGUUACGACCUGGCCCUGGAGUUCAUCGAGUCCUCCUCCUAAACAAAGGAGAGAAGAGGAGGAGGUGAAGAAGAGCAGAACAUCUUCUCACUUCCCGCGUGUUUGAUCCUUUGCUUUCGCUUGGUCCCGACUCCCCUCUGUGGUGGCCGUUCUGUAGCACCCAUUUUGCGUCCCUACAAAUGGCACAAGCGAAAUGGGCUCCUUGCAUCGUGUUGUAAAGCAUCCAAACAAAGGGAAACGUUUAGACUCUGAAACAGAAGGAGUGCAACAGAGGGGGAGGUGUUACUCCUUUUGCUCCUUUUUGCUUCUUGUACAGCUUUUUGAGUGCCAGCGGGCCCCUGUAUGAUUUGGGCCCCAUUUAAAUGUUGAGCCUCUUACCACAGCCCCUCUCCCAUGGACUUGAUGCCUCAUGCUGUGUCAGCUGCAGUACUCAAUGUGCACUGUAGAUGUCUCCUUCCCCCUUGCAAGCUGCAACCACAGCUUUUGAAUAACUGCAAGUUUCAAUCGGCCCCACAUUCCUGCUCUCAUGCGAAUUUCUGAGUUACUUAGCAGUGUUGGGCAUCUCAUCACGGUGAUGUUUGAAUAUCCGCAGCCAGUACUUUGUGUAGGUACAACAAACUUCAAGUUACAGCCUGGCCAAACUCUGUGAAUGCUUCUGUUUUCUGCUCCAUACAUCAGCAGCAUCUUCAUGUUAUUUUUCUGGCCAUUUCAAUCAGGACAUUAUUAUGUAUUUAAAUACUAAAUUGGCCACUUCGAAACCACUUUGAUUGGUUACAUACAUUGUCAGAGAACAGAAUACACAGACAAAAAAUAUCCUAAAUGUCCAUGUAAGUUUGCUAAUUAGAUGAACUAGUGUCUUAGAAACAAGACUGACAAAGAAACAGAAGCAGGAAGUUUACACCAGGAGUACUAGGCUUUUAGUUUUUUAGUUUUUUUUUAAUCAUGAAGUGGCAACUUGAAAAAUGUUAAGUGUAGGACUUUCACUAAAAUGUGUAUGUUAAAAAAGUGUGAUAUGUAUCAUUGUUUAUGUUUUCUGCAGUCACUGCAGAGUUCAUUUGUUGCAUCAUUUAUUGAUCUACAGGAUAGAUGUUUUGAAGUCUUCUUUGUACCCAAAAUUGGAAAAAAAAUUGAACAUUUUAAAGAGUAACUUAACCCCCAAACCACUUUUAUCAGCUGAAAACAAAAUUAGAUAGGUAUGUAUGUGGGUAACACCUUAACACCGUAACACCAAGGCAACACCUUAAACUGCAAACAAGGUCAAUCAUGACUCUUUCUAUUAUGAACAAGUCACACAUUUUGAUAAAAAAUAACAUCAUGCAACAUCACGUAAUGCGUGUUUUUUAAUAUGGUGACAUGCUCUAUUGGACUUAAAAGGCACCAUCUUGGAAUAUGGUAUCUAGAUAUUAUUGUAGAUCUAUGCCUCCUCCUCCGCUCGUCCACACCAUGAAGGAGUGACUUAGCAUCCCUCUCAGCCUGCACAUGUUCAUAUUUUUUUUUUUGCAUCUUAAAGGCAGUUUUUAAAAUUGAGCAUGAACUCUGGGGUUUAGUUUCACUUUAAGAUUUUGUUCAAUUAUGUGACAUUAGCAUAAUGAUGUUUGUUUCAGGGCUGGGCCCAAUGCACUUUCAAUUCAGCCAAUUCACAAAUGGGAUAUUUUAUUUCAAAAAUCAAAAAUGAACAGAUUUUGGGUACGAGGCUUAUUCACUCUUUGAUAAAGACUGAGAAUAAAUGCUCUUUCAUUAACAGGCGAAUCAUAGUUUUCCAUUUCUGGUUUGAAUGGAAUUGGAAGUGAACUGACUCCAGGCCUCAUUUGUUUUGUGCACUGGUGGCCAACACUUUUUAUUAUUAUUUUGUAGCUGAUGUUUAUUCAUAAGCCAAAGACUUUGUGUAAAUAUGUCUAUAUGGAUAAAGCACAUUGUUUGUAUUUAUUGUUUGUUUACUUGCAUUGCUUGUAAGAACAAUCAUUCUUCAUUCCAUGUUUACUCUACUACCAGCGUUUCUUAAACUGUGGGUCAGGGCACAAAAAUGGGCAGUGAGUCUGUUUCCUCCGGAGUAUUAAGAGUAUUAGUAUGAUUUAAUGAGCCCAUAAUGGGUCCCGAGGCAAGAGGCUACAUCUGCCCAAUUUGGGUCCAUGAAGAAGAGUUUAAGAACCCCUGAUCGACGCUGUAUAUUAAAGCAUUAGAAGUAGUUUUUCAGUAUUUAGGUGGAAUUCAGUAGAAUUGUCUUGUUUUCACUUAAUGAAACUCUCUGUGAUGUUACCGUGGUUUAUUUGUGUAAACGCCCAUCACUCUGUUUGUGGUCAGUAAAACAUCAGUGCAUUUAUAUGCAUAGAGUAUUUUGGAUAAUAGCUCCUAUCCCUCUUACCGUCUUAGUCGGGAUAAGCUGUUUAUCUUCAUCCUCAUAUCCUGCUCACCAUUAUCCCUGAAUACACACAGACGACUCGGUGAUGCAAACGGGCUUAGUGAGUGAAAACAUGCAGGACUGUGAAACAAAAAACAUUUAUUGUGCCUAAUCAUUUGAAUUUCCUCGUGGAUACAAGCAUUUUGACAGUAUCUUAGAUCGCAACCAGGGCUUUGUUGAAUGCGUUCUCAUGGACGAUCAGUGUUUCAAAUAUCUUCUGGACCAUGACUCAGUGUGUGUUAUAAACCAGAAUGCUUCAUGAAUUCUUUGUGAGGCUUACCAGAUGUGUUUCUGUUGUGCACAAACUGAUUCAGAAAAAAACAACACUUUAUUGUAAAUAAAAUGUCAGAGGUUCCACUUUGUUGGAAAGAGAGUAGCCUGGGUCUACUGUUACGGAUGUUAUUGUAAAUAGGCUAUCGUGAUUACUCUAAAAGGCUUUAUUGUUGGAUGAACAGUAGAGAUGAUGGAUGCAAUGUCAGAACAUUCGUUCUGUUGUAGAUAAAAAGUCAGAGAUUGUACUCCUGGAGGACUCAACUUCAAAUUUUGACAGAUAUUGUUUAAAAAAGCAUUAUAGUAUCCACUGAAUACAGAACUUUAUUCUGCGGGUGGAACGUAAAUUUUCAGUUUAUUUCUGCAGAUUUCUGGUCUGACCCAAAGAAAUAAAAGAAAAUUCAGAGGCCAUAACACUACGUUAGUUUACUAGUCGGACAAAACUGAUCUUUAUAGCAUGCAGAGAGAAAACAAUAAGUGCUUCAUACAAAAGUCAGCCUUCUUAACUUCACACUUAAAGGGAAAAACUAAGACACCCAUAACUCCUUCUCAAUAAUCUGAAGUAAUGGCCCUGAAGAGUAGUGAAUGAAGCAGAACGAGAGGCCAGUCUGAGUAUAGAAUUGAUAUUCAUGGUUCAUAAUUAUUCUUGUCUGUAAUGUUUGGCUUCUUUGCUGUAAUAAAGACCACUUCUUUAAUUAAA
Plectropomus leopardus (leopard coralgrouper) is the source of this 7954-nucleotide messenger RNA. The record is from RefSeq and is a predicted model, not a curated record. NCBI's taxonomy places the organism in Eukaryota, Metazoa, Chordata, Actinopteri, Perciformes, Serranidae.